Panicum hallii is the source of this 2454-nucleotide messenger RNA. Its product is annotated as protein JASON-like. The record is from RefSeq and is a predicted model, not a curated record. Gene Ontology annotation, biological process: male meiosis II. The transcript is spliced from 7 exons. NCBI's taxonomy places the organism in Eukaryota, Viridiplantae, Streptophyta, Magnoliopsida, Poales, Poaceae. The coding region runs from base 104 to 1402 and encodes 432 amino acids.
UCUCCUCUCUCCAGCUGCCACGAGGCGCGGCGCGGCGCGGCUCCUCCUCGAAGCGGGCGGAACCCCGGCCGUGCGGCGGCGGCGGCGGAGGAGGAGCGGGGGGAUGAUGGGGUGCCUGUUCGGCUGCUUCCGCGCGUCCGGCGACGGCGGCGAGGUGAAGGGCGGAGGCGACGGCGGCCUGCUCGUGCCUCCGUCCCUGGCCCCAGCGACGAGCUACAAGGAUGCUGCGGCGAGGAGGACGAGGCAGCCGUCGAGGAACGCGCUCUCCGCCGUGUUCCAGCGAGAAGAUGAGGGAGCAGCUGCGGAGCAGACAGCGAGCUCGUGGGCCGACCAGAGCGAUUGGAGGAAGGGGAUGGAUCAGGAGCUUGAACCUCAGGCUAUUAUCCAAGAGAAUUAUGGUGCAUUGCAGGAAACUACAAAUGAAACCCAAAGAGCGCCCAAGAAUGCGGAUUCAGUCCAUCAGAAGGAAACACAUUCAGGAUGUCUUCCUGCCAUGUCUGAUGAUGUGCAUUUCAUGGAAGCCCUGAAGGUUGAGAACUGUGAAACUCCUAGGUCUCAUCAGAGCUCUACUGUACCAGAUGCAAUGAGUUCUUCAAAAACAAAUGAUGAGUUGCAGUCUUCAGCUACUUCCCUUGCAACUAAUGUGGAAGAGUUGAUGAAUGGGAGCAUUACUGAAGCUUGUGCGCAGGAUGAAGAACACCAAACUUUAGAUCCUGCCAAGGAUCUUGAAGAAUGUGGGGUAUCAAAAGAAGAUUUCUUACAUCCUGGACAAUCGGAGGAGGAUCCAAAGUGUGCAAAGAAUGACAAUGUGGUUGCCAUGGAAAUUUCAAUAUCUGAUGAAUAUUCCCUUUUCCAGAGCUCCGAGGAUUCUAUAUCAUCCUCUAACAAGAUAAGAGACAGCGUGACCACACCAUCUAUGGAGAAGUCCCUGGAAACUGAGGCAACUAUUCAUGGCACCAGAAAGAAGGUACUGAAGAACAAUGAUUCAGAGCUGGAGCUCCCAAGCUUGUCCCAUUGGUUGAAGCCUCCAAAUCCUAAGAAGCCAUUCAGAGAUGAGGCCUUGACAGGCAACAGGUCUCAUUCAGCUAAGAGUUCAGAUGAGGACAGGCCUAUUAUUGGAAUGGUUGCAGCACACUGGAAAGAUAAAGAGCCAGUAAAUUGCACUCCUAAAUGGUUUGAUGGAAAUGGCAUCCCCAAUUCAACAAAUAAGUACAAAGAAGAUCAAAAGGUGAGUUGGCAUGCAACACCAUUUGAGGAGAGGCUUGAGAAGGCUUUGUCUGAAGAGAAGAUACUCUCUGAAAGGAACUGCUCGAGUGGAAAGACGUCUCAGUUUUUGGGAGUGGAAGACGAGGAGAGUGAUACCGCUGAAUCUAACCGUCUAUAUGCUACUGCUUAUGCAUGAAAAGUUCUGUGCUCCACGAGUUACAGAAGCUUUCAGUACAAGUAUAACGUUUCCUGCUGUCAUGCUCCUUAUUGAUGGCAUUUGCACAGCCCUCUGUCCUCCAGUAGGUAGCAUCCGGAUGUGAUGUUUCAGUUGAUUGCUUUGUGCUUAUCUCAGUGGUUUAAGAUAAAAUCAACAAUGAUAUAGUUGCUGCUGAGGUUCACAAGUAUUGCUGGCAGCUUCUGCUGUUCUGUUUUGCUUGCAGUGGUAUCUAUUUUUUCCUGGCUUCCUUCUUGAAUGUCAUGCUUCACUCUGCAAUCCUAGUUGUCCCAUAGCAUGUUAACCCAUAUACAAGAAAUGAGCUGUUUCUGGUUUGCCUUAAAAAAUUGAAUAUAAUCUCUGUCGAACUCCUUAACCUGCCUGAAAUUAUUAUCUCUUGAUUAUCGUCUUAUUUGCACACUUGAAAUUUACCUCUUUGUCCUUGUCUGAUCAGUGAUUCUGUAGUUCUGGUUUGGACUGUUUCUGGUCUAACACCUCUAGCUCGGUCAUUUUAUUUAUUAUCUUAGUAUUUUGAUCAUUGAACAAAAACUAUGUGUCUUCCUUGGUCAGAGAAGCCGCAAAAUCAGGUUGUCUGUUUUCUUGACCAUCCAGACACAGUGAUAAGAACUCAUCGAUACUAUAAUCCCAAUGGUUAAUUACCAUGGGAAAAGUGCUUCAUUUGGUGAGUGUUUCCUGCAUGCCAUAUUCUUGCUACUGUCUGUUGAAUAUAAAGACGGCUGUUUUGUCAUCUAGGAAGUCACUUCAGCCUCCAGGAUGGUGUUUAAGCUCUUUUCUUACAACUUCUCACAUCACUGACCUAAGGAAGACGUCUUCUUCUUCAGAUUAGAUGGAUUAAAAAUGUAACAUUGUGCCCCCUGUUAUGCUGUAACUGGUUAAGAAACAUUGAAUUGCAGCAUCAACUUGGGAGCAAUUGAUUUGUUCCCCCCACUAAGGUGCUGCAAGGGUCAAAGUAGGGGAUCAGCACAAGAAAUGUAUCUCAUGGUUUGUUUAUGCGAUUAAAAUCGCAGAUGAUA